This is a messenger RNA of Psylliodes chrysocephalus, 5008 nucleotides long. The record is from the annotation of a GenBank genome assembly. NCBI's taxonomy places the organism in Eukaryota, Metazoa, Arthropoda, Insecta, Coleoptera, Chrysomelidae.
AUGUCUACUGAUAAACAGUGCUAAAAAUUAUUUCUAACAUCCAUGCUGAAGAAAAUUUUAACACUGACUCGGAACAGUUAAACAAAAACGUUCAGAGUUCCAAACUAAGCUAUAAUCAAAGAUAUCAGUUUUACGGAUCGCAAUUGUAUGAUGCGAUUGAAGUAAACAAUCAGAGUCUGAGCGAAUUAAGCCACUUAUGGAUAAAUGGAUUGAUUUCAAAUUUUACCUACAUAUCAGCUUUAAACAAGUUCUCAGGUAGAGUAUUUGGUGAUCCAAAUUGUCACUACGUUUUUCCUUGGGUCUCCGAUUUUUCUUCUGCUUGUGGAAAAAAUUGGAGAGAUCUGAAAAAAUCGAAAUACAGACUAAAUAAAGGUGAUCACCAACUAGACUUGACAUACGAUAACAGUCAAUCUCAGGUACCUCAUCACGUUUCUGAUGUACUAUCUCCAAUUACAUACUAUGUAUAUAUGGCGAGAAAAACUCCGAAAUCCGUUUUAUGUAAAAACGUUAGAACUAUUUGGGUUCCUGCUGAGUAUCCUAGUUCCAUACAAAGAAUUCAAGAAUGGACUCCAGACGAGUGUAUUCCUGAAUUUUACUCAGAUCCCGGUGUUUUUAGAAGCAUUCAUGAUGAUUUAGAUGAUUUAGCUGUACCUACAUGGGCUUCGGAUCCAGAAGAGUUUGUCGAAAUUCAUAGAAAAGUUUUAGAAAGUCCUAAUGUUUCUGAAAAAUUGCAUCAUUGGAUCGAUCUGACUUUCGGAUAUAAAUUGAAUGGAAAUGCUGCGAUCAGAGCUCGAAAUGUGUGUCUUAAUUUGGUCGAUGAACAUGAAAAUUUAACUAAAUCUGGGUUGGUUCAAUUAUUUUCGCAAUCACACCCCGCCAGAGCUUUAGAUUCUCCGUACUUCGCCAAAAUUCCACCAAAAAUAUUCAUUAGCAAAUAUAUUAAACCAAGGUCUAGAGGACGUAGUAAUUCAUCAAUGGCUGCUCAAGAUCCCAAUACUAGUGACGACGAUAGAAUAACUCACGAUCUUUCGUCUAAACUAUUAUCUCGUAGCAGAUCUUCGUUACACGAAGAUCAAACCUCUAGAGCCCAUAGUACCCAACGCUACGAAGGUUUAAGUUCCUCCAAUAGAAAUAACGAAGUCUCAAUUAGCAACAACCAAUCGGAGAAUAUUUAUUUACCGAAAGAUUAUAAACCGGAAUUUUUACUCGAUACUUUAGAGAAAAAAAGUAAUUUUAUCUCAAAAAAUUUUUAUCAAAACUACAAAGAUUGCUUAGAAAACUUUUCCAAACAAGAAUAUCAUAAUAGUUCGAUCCAAAACGCUUUUACCAAUAUAAUUUUUAGUGAAAAUUAUGAACAGAGAUAUGAUCAACACAAUUUUCAUGUACAGAAAAAUAUUAGAAGUACUAACAAUGUUUUAAGUCGUAAUUAUAAGGAUGUAAUAUCUUCUAGAAGAGUUAAGGAGUUGAAAGUGUUGGGUUGUCUUAUAGUCGAGAUUUUUAUGGCUAAAUAUCUACGCCCAGUUGGAUCAACUAAUAUUAAAGUCGGUUUAGAAGACAGGAUAAAAUAUUGUAAAUCAAUUUUAAAUAGUUACGAUAUACCACAAUGUAUAAGUUAUAUAGUUAAUUUACUUCUUCAACCUGAAAAUGAAGAAUAUUCAGCUGUUACUGAUAUGGGUUUACCAUCACCCAGUGCUCAUUUACUAUUGGAACCACUAAUGCAUUGCACAAUACCAUUUUCUAAACAUUUUCCUCAACUGUACGAAUUAAUUCAUAAUUUGAAGGAUUUUAAAAAUGUCACUGUUGAAUUAAAUAUUCUCUACCAUUUCGAUUGUAACGGACAAAUGUGUUCCGAAUACGAGAAUAUAGAAAAAACAAAGAUAGUAUUUGCUCAAAACAUUGCUGAAUGUAAAGUGAAAAUGUGCGCUAAACAGUUAGAAGUUUUAUUCUUCGAUAUAAAUACAGAUACUGAUAAUGAAAUAGUUAAUAUAAUCUUAAAUCAUAUUAAAGAUUUGAUUGAAGAUCCACCUACUUCUGUUUUAACAGCUUGGUACUUAUUCGAACCCAUCUCUAGAGUACUGGGACCAAAGAAGGCAUCCAAACAUCUUUUAGAACCCAUUUUAAAAUUAUACGAAAACGAGAGCUUAGAUACGAAUCUACCGUUUCUGAAUAAAAUAGCGAAACUUUACCACCACAGUUUUUUGUUAUGCUUAAUAGCGAGAUUGGGUUUAAAAGUAUUUUUAGAAAAUUUCGUGGUACCACUAGUAGAAGCCGUUGGCGGUUAUAAAGAUUACGAAUUAGUGGAUUUCGUGCUACACAAUCACUCUGAACGAGUAGUAAAAAGAAGUUCGCAUUUAAGAACGAUAGAAUCCGAGCAAAUGGAUAUAUCUAACGAAUCGGCUUGCAGUGAUAGAAAUAAAAUUCUCUUAGACGACAAUUACGUGAUAGCCGAAGAAAUAUGUGAAGCAGAUGAAGAAAAGAAUAACGAAGAUCAGAUGAAAUUUUUGAUGGAUCAUUUGGAUUUGAAUGAAAGUUCCGAACAGACCGCCAUAGACGAUUCGUUGGAUGUUAAUUUGGAGAACACGGAAAAGUGUAGCGGCGAUUUUAUUUUUCAUUUUGAAGAUGAAAAUGUUGAAUCUGAAGGUGUUUUGAAAUCGCCUUCGAUUGCAAUACCUCAAAGUCGACACAAAGCAGUAUCGAACAUCACCUGCGAGGUCGGAAGCAAAAAAAGCGAAAGCGAAUUGACGGAGGAUUCAAUUCCGACACCUAAUAUACAAUACGAUCUUAAUAAAUCCAAAUCGAGUACGAAAAUUUCGGACAUGAGUUCCGAAAGCUUAUUAUGGCUGUCGCAUCGUUUGGGGCCUCUGUUGACGGCGAAAUAUCUGUCGAGAAAUUUACUGAAAAUGUUGGCUCUGUGUUAUAUCGGAAAAGAGAACAUAUCUUUUGUGCCAAAUUUCACGGCGAACUGUAAAAAUAUUUCCAUUACUUCGCAUUCGGUGAAGGGCGAUCAUAAUUGCGUGAAGGUUUUAGAAUGCCUUACGUGCAUCUCAGGUCUCUACGGGGAACAAAUAAUAAUAUUUCAAUACAUUCCUUAUAUGACUGAAUUAAUUCUUCUUUGUAAAAAAAGGAUCACUCCGAAUUUAGAAGGAGGUCUAAUAUCAUGUUUGACUCUGUUAAAAAACAUCAUUCCAUAUCUUUCCGAUUCCAUGCUGAUGAAUCAGUUGCAGGAUGUUAUAUUAAAAGAUAUCAUUCAUCCGAUCAUAAGAUUGCUGAAUUCUACAAAUCACGUUUUUCCUAGUGGCAGUAUGGCGAGAAAUACAUUGGCACGCAAAUAUCUAGACAUACUGUACAUUCUAUCCAUAAGAAUAGGUGUAGAUAUGACUAAAAAAUAUCUGUUGGUGCCGGCUAUACAAAGAUUUUUCCAAAUAUUCGAUAAAGUGUAUGACAAUUCGAGCGAAGAAGGUUUAGUGAAUAAGGUAUUUCAAAUGGGUACACCACACGGAGGUACUUCUGACCUCCAUUUAGAACUACAUGAAAAUAGAAAAGCUUCUCUGAAAUAUUCAGAAUCAUACGGCAAUUUCCAAUUUUCAGAAGAAAGUAUUGAAUCUAGAGCAUUGAUUGAAUUACAAGAAGUAUUUUCUAGAGAACUCGCACAUAUGGCCUAUCUACCUUUCGUAAAACUUCUUGGCGUCAACUCUUUGGAAACUGCUUUGAAUAAUUACGAAACUAUUUGUAAACUUUGUCAAGAAUACGAAGAAGAAAUUAAGUUGUGCUCAAAUAAGCAAGUUCCUUCUUUAAAACUGGCGGAUUUUUGCGUAAAUCCACCUAUUAUCAAUUCUUCUAGUAUAGGUAGUAAUAUAGCGGUAAUCGGAAAUAGAAUAGAACUCCAGUCUGCGAACCAAGAUAACAUUAAUAUGGAUCUACUAAGUCUAGUUAGUAAUAGAAUAGAAAAUUCUAGCAGACAUCUACGAGGAAAUUGGUUGGCAUACUGGGAACACGAAAUAGGUCGAUCUGAAAAAGAUAUCCAAUUGAAUUUCAAGCAAAUUAAACUUCAAACAUUCGUCGGUCACACGCAAAGCGUGAAAUGCUUGCAAAUUUUAGAUAAUGAAAAUAGUUUUAUGUCCGGUAGCCGAGAUAAAACAGUUAAAUUGUGGUCUAUGCGUAGCCAAGGGGAUGGAUUCAGCACUUCUAACUGUCAAUGGACUUACAGUGCACAUAAGAAGUCAAUUUUGUCUAUAACAUUUUUGGAAAGUUUACGAUUAGUCGCGUCGUGCGAUGGAAUAGUUCAUAUAUGGGAUCCGUUUAUGGGCGCUAACGUGGGUAAUAUGGAAUCUACAAAGUUCGCUCCGGUAAACACUUUAAAAAGUAUGCCAGCUCCUUCUACCUUAGUAUUCGCCGCUACUACAGAUGGUACACUCAAAGUACUCGAUACAAGAAUACUAAGCUAUAUCCAAGAAUUAAAAAUAAGCAAUAACCCUCCGAGUUUAAUCCGAUGUUUGGCUACAGCACCCUCUGGAAAUUGGAUAGCGGCUGGGCAGUCGUCUGGAAACAUAAUAGUAUUGGAUACCAGGACCGGACUGAUAAUAUCUAAUUGGCGUGCUCACGAAAGUGAAGUUCUGCAAUUGGAGGUUUACGAUAAAGAAACUUUGGUUUCUAGUAGUCUGGAUCAAACUACCAGCGUUUGGAAUAUUUUGGAUGGAAAACUGAAGUUUCAUAUGAGGGGAACUACAGAACCAGUCCAUUGCUUAAGUAUACACAAUAACGAGUUAAUAUCUGGCACGACGGGAAACCGGAUUGGCGUUCACACAUCCAUAACGCCUGAUGCCUGUUUUUCAAACAACAAAUUACGCGGUGACUCUUUUAGAGGCCUGCUUACGUCGAUGGACUACAUGCCUCUGAAUAGAUUGUUACUCUUGGGAGCUGAUACUGGAAACAUUAAUUUAUUAUGUUGAUAUUUUAAAUUUAUUUAUGACAUUAUUUUAUGUAUGUUAAAUAUAUUUUAGAAAUGGUA